AUUAUUAUUAUUAUUAUUAUUUGCAGAGACAACAGUUGUCUCUGAUUAUUUGCAUAAUUAAUUUUUUCUCUGGUACCAAUCGAUUUCUAGUGAGGAACUGCAUGUAAAAAAACUCAGGAACUAAAUCACCGUCCGUAAAGUUCUACCGAUUGUUCUGAAUCAAAUAAUUACCAAUAUUACCAUAGAGAAAGGGAAAGAGUCUCUUGUCUCUGAUAAUUACUUAUCUAACUCAAAUAUGGAACCCUCUUUUCGUAGUUAUCAACUAUUUAAUUCAUUGCAAAAGUGCUGUCGACUGAAAAAAGAUAUUAAUUCAUAUUCAUCUUAUAAACAGUUAUAUUGUGAAAAUAAAAAAGGGAAAAUUGGAACUGGAGCAUGGUUAUUACUGGCAGCUCCGGCUACAGCAUUAGCUUUAGGCACUUGGCAAGUUCAGCGUAAGGCUUGGAAGGAAAAUUUAAUAGAGCAUCUGAAGGAGAAAACAAAAAGUGAUCCUGUUCCUUUAAGUGAGAAUUUGGAUCAAUUGAAUGAGAUGGAGUUCAGACCUGUGUAUGCUAGAGGACAGUUUCUACAUGAGAAAGAGCUUCAUAUGGGCCCCAGAAGUUUGUUAAUCAGGGGUGAUGCUCAAGAUCAGAGAGGUUUAAUGUCAGAAUAUGGUUCUACUAAUCAAGGAUAUCUAAUAAUCACUCCUUUCAAAUUAGAAGGACAAAAUAAAACUAUUUUAGUCAACAGAGGAUGGGUCCCAAGAAAUAAUAAAAACCCGGCUUCCCGUAAAGAAGGUCAGGUUGAGGAUGUGGUUGAUAUUGUUGGUAUUGUUAGGUUACAGGAAAAUCGUCCAAAUUUCAUGCCAAAAAACGAUGAAUUGAAAAACCAAUGGUUUUAUAGAGAUAUUGAAUCCAUGGCAAAAAUCACAGGAUCGGAACCAAUAUUCUUAGAUUUGACAGAUGACAUACAUAUUCCUGGAGGUCCUGUAGGAGGUCAAACAAGAGUGAAUUUAAGAAACGAACACCUGUCUUAUAUUCUUACCUGGUAUGGUUUAGCAGCAGCUACCGGUGUUUUAUGGUACAUGAAAUUUGUUAAAAAUGUUUCAUUUAAGUGAUAGGCAUUUUUUUUAUAUCAAGGAUAUUAGGUAUCGUGAAAUAAAAUAUUUUUGGAUUCGGUUGGAUCAUCGUUUUUUCAAAUAUCGAAUUGAUGAAAUAUUUGUGGUUGUAAAAUUCAUCUGAUAAAUCAUUCUUGUCAGAAAAUUAAUUUUACCUAUAAAAAAGAUUUUGCUGAAAAUAAACAAAAAUGACAAAACAUAA
This is a messenger RNA of Coccinella septempunctata (seven-spotted ladybird), 1295 nucleotides long. RefSeq names its product surfeit locus protein 1 (gene Surf1). Gene Ontology annotation, cellular component: membrane; mitochondrion. The record is from RefSeq and is a predicted model, not a curated record. The transcript has 5 exons. Lineage: Eukaryota; Metazoa; Arthropoda; Insecta; Coleoptera; Coccinellidae. Gene Ontology annotation, biological process: mitochondrial respiratory chain complex IV assembly. Bases 236 to 1093 code for a protein of 285 amino acids.